Cygnus olor (mute swan) is the source of this 3970-nucleotide messenger RNA. It is a transcript of the gene ROBO4, whose product is annotated as roundabout guidance receptor 4. Gene Ontology annotation, molecular function: cell-cell adhesion mediator activity; axon guidance receptor activity. NCBI's taxonomy places the organism in Eukaryota, Metazoa, Chordata, Aves, Anseriformes, Anatidae. Bases 11 to 3562 code for a protein of 1183 amino acids. Gene Ontology annotation, cellular component: neuronal cell body; axon; plasma membrane. Gene Ontology annotation, biological process: homophilic cell-cell adhesion; dendrite self-avoidance; synapse organization. The record is from RefSeq and is a predicted model, not a curated record. The transcript is spliced from 13 exons.
CGGGGAGGCCAUGGCGGGCGGCUGGGCCACGGCACUGGGGCUGGGGCUCUGGGCCACCGCGCUGUGCCUGGGGGGCUGCCACCCCCUCGGGGGGGACACAGAGCCCCACACCAUGGUGGAGCGCCCAGCUGUGCUGCGGGACAAUUUCCGCCUGCAGCCUGGCGACCUGGUGGCCACAGCGGGCCAGGUGCUGGAGCUGGACUGCGUGCCUCCCGCUGGGCACCCUGAGCCCCGCGUCACCUGGAGGAAGGACGGUGUCACCCUGCGCCCAACUGGGGGACGUCAUCAGGUCACCCGCGGGAAGCUGCGGGUGGCCCAAGUGCGCAGGACCGACGCGGGGGUCUAUGUCUGCGUGGCGGCCAACGCGGCAGGUGAGCGGCACAGCCGGGGUGCCCACGUCACUGUCCUAGAGAAGCCGGCCAUCGUGCGGCGGCCAAGCGACGCCGUGGUGGUGGCUGGUGGCACAGUGGAGCUGGGCUGCAGUGCGCAGGGUGAUCCCGUGCCACGGGUGCAGUGGCACAAGGAGAGCGGAGACCUGCCCUGGGGGAGGCACGAGGUGGACCAGGAGCACACGCUGCGCCUCUACGCCGUGACGGCCGCCGAUGCCGGCACCUACACCUGCACAGCUCAGAGCCAGUUGGGCAGCGCCGCCGCCACCGCCCGUGUCCAAGUGGAGGACCAGCUGCCAGCAAGCCGGCGGGAGGCCACGCCACGGGACCUGCUGGCCGUGCGGCUGCAGCUGGACAACGGCACUGCACUGCCCACCGCCGCUGCCGCCUGGCUCCGCUGGCGGAUGAUGGCACCAGGGCCAGCGCCGGAGGGCUACGUGGUGCUGUACCGCUGCCUGCUCCCUGUCAGCACCGCCUGGUCCCAGCAGGAUGUGGGCAGGGAGCUCAGCACUGUCAUCCCUGCGCUCCGACGGGGCUACCAGUACGAGUUCAAGGUCCGGCCCUAUGCCAGGGGGGCCUGGGGCUUGGACAGCAACAGCUGGCACCUCUGGAUCCCUGAGGAAGUGCCGAGCGCGGCGCCCCAGCAUGUCACCGUGGGCCAGGCUGAGCCAGGGAACAGCACCGUUGUCGUGAGCUGGGAACCACCUCCCCCUGAUGCUCACAAUGGCAUCAUUCGGGGCUACCAGGUCUGGUCCCUGGGCGAGGGCUGGUCGCACCCCACCAACAGGACAGUGGACGGAGGCACCCACCGCUUGGAGACCCCCUUGCCUGUCUCCGGGGCCAGAUACUGCAUCCAGGUGGCCGCAUUCAAUGGCGCGGGGCUGGGGGUCCCUAGCAAUGCCACCUGCAGUGCCCUGGAAGUGACGGCGGGGAGCACUGGGAUGGUGCGGGCUCUACGGCAGCCUGCUGUCAUCGCAGCUGCCGGCUCACUGCUGUGGCUGGCCCUGCUCGCCCUCCUCCUCCUCCUCUGCCAGCGCCGCGCCAGGCAGGAUGCCUUGGCACGCCACAGACAGGGGGACAGCGACACACCAUGGCUCAGCAGCCCCUGGAAACCCAGCUGCGUCCCCCAGAACCUCAGUGGCAGCGGCAGCCUCAGCAGCCGGCUCCUGGGCAGCGACAGCAGGGACCCCCAGCCCUCCUCCCUGUCCUCGGAGCCUCCGAGCCUCAGUCCAGCGACAUCCCCCAACUGCAGCGACCUUCGCAGGGGACACCCCAAACCCAGCACCCUGAGCCCAGCACCCUGGGAGCACAUCCACAAGAGAGAGCUGGACCGAGUGCACAGCACCCCGGUGCUGGCAGCUGGACUCGGGACCAUCCCCAUCCCUGCGAGUGGUGGUGAGUGGGGGACACGUUUUGGCCCGGAGGCUGGGUGGCUUCAGCAGAAGGGACAGGACAGUGACGCCACGCUGGCAGGAGGGGACCUAUGGUGGCUGCCAGCCGUCAUCUCCCCGAAAGCACGGCGGGGCAGUGCCUUGCUGGCAUCCAUUGGCACUGAGACACUGGUGGCACCCCUAGGGCAGCCCCGCGCCUGGCACCCUGCAGGGACUCGGUUCCCGGCCACUGGGUGCUCAAGGGACAUGUCCCCAGUUACUGGAAACCCAAGAGACUCGUCCCCAGUCACCAGGAGCCCCAGGAACAUGUCUCCGGUCACCAGGAAACCGAGGGACAUCUUGCUGGUCAGCAGACACCCCAGGGACAUGUCCCCAGACACUAGGAGCCCCAGGGACAUGUCCCCAGUCCCGAGGAGGCCCAGGGACAUGUCCCCAGACACUAGGAGCCCCAGGGACAUGUCCCCAGUCCCGAGGAGGCCCAGGGACAUGUCCCCAGACACUAGGAGCCCCAGGGACGUGUCCCCAGUCCCCAGGAGGCCCAGGGACAUGUCCCCAGACACUAGGAGCCCCAGGGACAUGUCGCCAGUCCUCAGGAGGCCCAGGGACAUGUCGCCAGUCACGAGGAGCCCCAAGGAUGUGUCCCUGAUCAUGAGGCACCCCAAGGAUAUAUCUCUGGUCACCAGGAACCCCUGGGACAUGUCCCCAGUCACCAGGAGCCCCAUAGACAUGUCCCCAGUCGCAGGGAGCUGCAGGGACAUGUUUCUGGCCACCAGGCACGGCAAAGAUAUGUCACCAGCCAGUGGGUGCCCCAAGGACAUGUCCCCAGUCAUUAGGCACUCUAAGGAAAUGUCCCCAGUCACCAAGCGCCCCAGGGACAUGUCCCCAGCCACUGGGCCCUCCCUGCUCACCACAUAUCAUGAGAACAAGUCCCCAGUUGCUGGGCACCCCAGGGACACAUCACCAGACACCAAGCAACCGAGGGACAUGUUCCUGGUCACCAGACAUCCCAGGGAUGUGUUCCCAGACACCAGGCACCCUGAGGAUACAUCCGUGGUCACCAGGCACCCCAGGGAUGUGGCCACGGUCACUGGACGCCCCAAGAACAUGCUCCUGGCCACCAGGCACCCUGAAGACGUGUCCCCAGACCCUGCCCGCCUUUCACUGGCGCUCAGCGAUGGGGUCCUCACGCCACAGCAGGUGGCCGAGGACCUGGAGCAGGCACGGGAGGCCGCCCACCCCAUGAACACCCCAGGGAUGGAGCAUCCCCCGAUGCCAGCGGUGUCCCCAACACAUCCCCGGUGUGUCCCUGUGCCCCGGUCCCUCUCCCCUCCGCACACCUACGGGUACAUCUGCGGACCUCCUGCCUCAGAGCUGGGCGAGGGGGAGGAGGAAGAAGAGGAGGAUGACGAGGAGGAAGAAAGGACAGAGACGUGGGACCAGGGAGGCUCCCCGGGGGGGUCUCUGCUGAAUGGCUGGGGCUCCGUCUCGGAGGGAAAUGUCCCCAGCACCCGCUGCAGCCUGGCGAGCUCCUCCGACGGCUCCUUCCUGCUCGAUGCCAGCUUUGCCCGGGCUCUGGCUGUGGCUGUUGACAGCCUCUGCUUCAGCCUUGAGGAUGCUGAUGGUGCCCUUGCCCCCCUGAGUCACCAGGCAUCGUUCCCUCUCUGUGGGGAGGUGGCCUUGGGGACAGGGACGGGCAGCCCCUGGGCCAGGGUGGCCAGCAAGCAGGGCGGGCUCCUUGCCGGGGACAGGAGGGACAGGAACGCAGCGGUCCCCAGGGUAUAGAAGGUGGGAAGGCCAGAGCCUGCCUGGCUUGGCUAAAAUCCAGCUUUAUUCAUUGAUUCCCCCAAAAGGGGCUCUCUGCUAGAAAAAGCUACAUGCAAAGGAUGGGUGGCACCGGGGCAGCAGGUGCCCCUCCUGCUCUUCCUCCCUUCGUCCCUCCCAACCAGCCUUGGCCUCAGGGUCCUCAUCCUUGUGGGGCACCCUCAUCCCCUGUGACUGUCCUGGGCUGUCCCAAACCUCCUCAUCCCUCCCGAGCAUCCUUGUCCCUUCCGAGCAUCCUCAGGCAUCCUCAGCAUCCUUGUCCCCACCCAGAGCAUCCUUGUCCCUCCCUCAAGCUGCUGCCCACCCCGCUGGCUCUGUGCACACCUAUUUAUGCAUCUCAGACAGAAAUUAAUGAGCAUCCCAUUUCUA